Messenger RNA from Penaeus vannamei (Pacific white shrimp), 2362 nucleotides. NCBI's taxonomy places the organism in Eukaryota, Metazoa, Arthropoda, Malacostraca, Decapoda, Penaeidae. The record is from RefSeq and is a predicted model, not a curated record.
CCGGCCAUGAGUAUGAUCGACAGCGCAACCAGAGACUAAAAGGAGGAUCGGAUGGCACUGUUUUGGCACUGACAUCUAGACUGAAGGAUUUGCUUGACUUCGCCGGUGCCAGUUCGAUUCCCUUUUUGAAGACCGAAUAAAAGGUCACGAGUUCCGGAGGAUAAGCAUCAUCAUGUGAGGCGCGUCUCAAUAUCAGGGUCAUGGUCGCAACUCAGCCUCUGGAUCCGCCACUUUGUGUCGCCUUUCUUAACAAGGAAAUAUAGGUUGUUUGUGUUACUCAUACAGCUGAACGAGAGCCAAUGGCGCUGGCAAGAUGUCGCUGUUCUAUAUCAUCAUUAUAGUUUCAGCUCGCAGUCACAAGGAAGAGAUGCUCAAACAGAUCUGAUGCAUGACGCGCUGCAUUUUUGCUUUCUUUUCAAUUUGGAAGGGCAACCGAACAGGGAAGAAACAUAAAGAAAAAAUAACCAUAGUUUUUGUCUUUGUUUAGCUAAGCAAAGUUGCUUAUUCAUCCUUUUUUUCGAUAGCGUAAGAAUAACUUCAAACAUGCAAUACGCGGAGUCUGUGUUCACUCUUCCUUGGGGCAGUUCAAGAGAUCGAAAGGCACCUCCUUUCACGUCCCCGAUAACAGGCACGAGCGAAAUAUCAGCGAGAUGCGGGGGACACAGUAGCAAUAAACUAAUCUUAAGAUCUGUGGACAAGCAAGUCCCUCCGAAGACGAGAAAAAUACACCGGCCAAGGCUCACGACCUGCAGCUUCGUCGACCAAGAGAGCUUUCGAUGGCUAGACUCGGGCAGCUGGCCGUCAGUGGUGUCCGGUCUGCGCUCCGUGACGCUUCUGCUCGUGGUGAGCCUGAUGAGCCCCGUGGGAGCCUUCUGCCCGCGCGGCUGCACAUGUGACGACGUGGGGCUCCGCGUGCAGUGCAUCCACGCCGACCUGGAUGUCAUCCCGAUCCUGUUUCAUCCGGGCACGCUCGAGCUGAACCUGAGCUAUAAUAGAAUUAAGACAAUCUUAGAAGGACUUAUAUUCUACGGCGAGCUUCAGUACCUCGAUCUCUCGCACAAUGAAGUGGUUUCUGUUGGCUCUCAGAACUUCGCUUCGCAGAGAGUUCUCAACACACUCGUCAUCGGUAAUAAUAAGCUUUCGAAAAUUCAGAGUAGAGCUUUUCUCGGCCUUUCUAAUCUCACGCAUUUAGAUUUGAGCGACAACUAUGUCGAGUCGAUUGAGAACAACGCUUUUGGCGCGCUCGUAAAUUUAAAAACACUUGACCUGUCAAAUAACAGAAUAAAGAACCUGACAGUCAAUACCUUCAUGAAACUGCACGGACUCAGAAGCCUGAACCUGUGCAAAAAUGAACUGAGAGAAAUUUCGAGUGUAGUAUUCGAACCGCUUAGGGAACUUCAGGACUUAGACCUGUGUUCGAAUCAGUUAAUGACUAUUCAAGACUUUGCCUUUAUGAGCCUGAAGAGUCUAGUGAAUUUGAAAUUAAGCAGCAACAAACUCCACUUCUUGCACGAAAAAGCUCUGAGUGGACUGGAUUCCCUGAAAAUUCUGAACUUGCGAGACAACGACAUCCCCGCGGUUCCCAACGACGUCCUGGCAGCCACGAGGGGCCUGGAGCAGCUCGACCUGGGCAUCAACCCGAUCACUUCUCUGCCGUUUCGCCCGUUCAGGCACCUGGCGAGCCUCAGGAAACUGUACAUAUCAAGGUGCGAGAACCUCUCCGCCAUCGACCCCGGGGCAUUCGUGGGCCUCGCCAAGCUGACAACUCUGGUCCUCAGCUUCAAUCCACAAUUAACGACCCUCGAUCGUGACAUAUUCAAGUCUCUCCGCGGUCUCCGGCACUUGACGCUCAGAGGCAACGGUCUCAAGGGCUUUGAUCGUUCUCUUGUUAGUCAAAAUGCUCUCCAGUCUCUAGACCUGAGGGAUAAUAGCUUUGAGUGCAAUUGUUCUCUAAAGUGGCUGCAGGAGGCGAGUUCGAAUAAAACCCUCUCGCUGAAAAUUGAGGAGAUCUUGUGCGCCGGGCCAGAGCCACUAAAAGGGAGAAGACUUUCGGAGUUAUCGGAGUAUGAUCUGGAGUGCUAUGACAAUGUGGUGGUGAUGGCCUCGUGCGCAGCGGCCUCCAUGACACUGCUCCUCCUCUUCGUGGCCUUCGGGGUUCUCUACUACAAGAACUGUCGCAAGAUGAAGGCGAUGGUUCACGACAACUGGCCGGAGAAGAUCGUGGCCACUUGGAAGGACCCCGAGUACGAGAAGCAAGUGGAGGACGAGGAGUACACCUUCCACUCCCUGCGAGGCAUACAGCACAUCCCGGUCACGGUCAUUUGACAGGAGCUCAGUGGAGACCAGUCGCUGCCUUCGGGUC